Aspergillus puulaauensis is the source of this 1197-nucleotide messenger RNA. Its product is annotated as mandelate racemase/muconate lactonizing enzyme family protein. Lineage: Eukaryota; Fungi; Ascomycota; Eurotiomycetes; Eurotiales; Aspergillaceae. The transcript has 2 exons. Bases 1 to 1197 code for a protein of 398 amino acids. The record is from RefSeq and is a predicted model, not a curated record.
AUGGAUGACUCCAAGACGAUUCGGUUGAGCCGAGUAUCCAAGCAUGUCGGGAUCGGGUUGCCCGAGACUGUAGCGGCAGAACAGGAUGGCAAUGAAGAUCAAACAAAUCGACGUACUCCAACUGCACAUGCCGUCCUCAGGAGGAAUAUACUACCUCUCCGGCGGCCGCGGGUAUCGCAGCUUCGACGGUACAUUCGUCCGCAUAACAACCGAGUGCGGACUCGAGGGCUGGGGCGAAAGCACCCCAUUCGGGGCAACCUUCUCGCAUCCCAUGCCUUGGGUGUGCGCGCCGGUAUCGCCGAGAUUGCACCGAGACUCAUCGGUCUCGAUCCGCGGAGGGUUGAUCGAAUUAACGACAUCGUGGACGGGGCAUUACUAGGCCACGAGCACGCAAAGGCCGCAUUGGAUAUUGCAUGUUGGGAUAUCUUCGGCAAAUCCACGGGCCUUCCGGUUUGUGAGCUUCUCGCAGGUCGUACCGACGUGAAGAUACCCAUUCUAACAUCUCUCCCUGUGCGCGGACCCGACGGGAUGCGGGCACUUGUCGAGGCAUACAGAGAGAAAGGCUCAAGGGGCUUCUCGGUCAAAAUCGGCGGAGAUCCAGUCGUCGAUGCGCAGCGCAUCGUCGAGGCAUUCAAAGACAAGAAGCCCGACGAGUGGUUUGUCGUCGACGCCAACGGAGGUUUCACCGUUGAAGGCGCAUUAAGGAUGUUGAGACUGUUACCAGACGGUCUAGACUUUUCUUUCGAAGCGCCAUGUCAAACAUGGAGGGACUGUCUCUCUUUACGCCGUCGGACCAAUAUCCCGGUUAUCCAGGACGAGCUGGCACUUACCGAGACGUUUAUGAUCCAGAUGAUCGCCGACGAUGCAGGCGAGGGAAUUAACCUCAAGGUCCAGAACUUCGGCGGUCUAACCAAGGCGCGUCGUGUGCGCGAUCUUUCUAUCGCUGCCGGGUAUGUAAUGAGUGUACAAGAGACAUGCGGGUCCGACAUUGGAUUCGCUCCGCUGGUUCACCUUGCCCAGACAAUUCCAGAAAAGCCUCUCCGGUGUGUUCUGGCCAGCCGGGAUAUGAUUUCUGUCACAACAGCAGAUGGGCCGUUUGAUAUUGUCGAUGGUUGGAUUACAGCGCCUGCAGUGCCUGGACUGGGCAUUACUCCUCGGAUGGACGUGUUGGGAGAGCCAGUUGCAGGUUAUUUUUAA